Plasmodium gonderi is the source of this 1044-nucleotide messenger RNA. Its product is annotated as merozoite surface protein 5. Bases 1 to 1044 code for a protein of 347 amino acids. NCBI's taxonomy places the organism in Eukaryota, Apicomplexa, Aconoidasida, Haemosporida, Plasmodiidae. The record is from RefSeq and is a predicted model, not a curated record. The transcript has 2 exons.
AUGGCCAUGUUACGUGUCCUAUUAGCUAUCCAUUUGUUCCUCUUCUGCUGUUACGAUUUUAAACGUCCCUCCUAUGGUUCCUUUUUGGGCCUAAAAAAUAUUCACAGGGGGGCCACACACACCAGCAGAUCAUUAGUGGGGGAUAGCAACGGUGGAAAUGGUGGUGGUGGAAGUGGUAGUGAAAGUAGUGGAAGUGGUAGUGAAAGUAGUGGAAGUGAUGAUAAAACAGUUAGUGGCACACAGCAAUCAGAGAAUGUAGGAGAGGGUGGUUCAACCGCCAAUCAGAGAACUGACUCUAAUUCUGAGGAGAAGAAAAAUAGUGAGAAUGAAGAAGAAAAGCCAAAACCUAACGAAAAUGGUGAGCAAAAUGAUAGUAAUACCGAUGCAGCAACUUCGACGGAAGGAGAAUCGCAGAUUUCAACCCCUGAAACUGGAAAUCCGGGUAAUAAUGCGAGUGAAAAGCAAGAUGAAGGGCAAGGAACAGGUGAAAUAAAAACUGAAAAUCUACCUGAAAGCGGAGGUAGUCAAGAUGACAAAAAUUUGGAAUCUAAAAGUAAUGAAGUAGAAAUAUCUAAGCAUGAUCCACCAGGUGCUGUAAAAACAGAAGACGGAAAAGGUUCGCAAGAAGGAGAAACAACACAAAAUGAAGCGACAUCAACAGAAAGUAAAAACACUGACGGAAGUGCCAUAGAAAACACAGGAGAAAACGGUGCUGAUGGAAAUAAACUUCACUUAGAUAAUUUGGAUGAUGAUAUCCCACAUUACAGUGCCUUAAGGAACAACCGUGUAGAGAAGGGAAUAACAGAUACAAUGGUUCUAAGUGACAUUAUGGGAAAUAAGGGACAAAAAUCAUGUUCAGUUAAUAAUGGUGGAUGUUCUGAAGAUCAAAUAUGCAUAAGAAUUGGCAACGUUGGAGUUAAGUGUGUUUGUAAAGAAGGGUUUUUAUUUGCAGGUAGAUGUAUUUUGACUACAUCGUCAUCCGCAUUUAGUUCAUUUAUUUCUCUCAGCCUUUCCAUCCUUUUAACCAUGCUCUUAUUGGGCUAG